AUGCCAACAAACGAUGAAAACGCUGCGAAAAUAGAGGAUGAGUUGAGUCUAUACAUCAAGUCUCGUGAACAGGUCAACUAUAUUCGACGCAUACUAGCCGCGCAUCUCGGUGAUUGCGCGCAAGGAGGUCCCAUCAAGUCGUCGCUAGCCCUAGCAAACGGGCGCGAUGGCGAUGGCACUGUCGAAACAGAUAGCACAACGGUACACGGUAUAUACAGCGAAUACCUAGACGCUGUGAAGAAUAACAUUGCCGCGCGAAAGGAAUUUGAAGCGGCUCGACAUUAUGAUUUGCCGGAGCCGCGUACAGAGGGGACGGCGGAUGGCGGAUCCGUCGCGCUCGGCCUGGAAGAGCGAGUGGCCCUGCUGAAGCUGCACCAAAAGCGCGACAGCCUGUAUGCGGUGCAAGAGACUCUCGAUGCGCUGUUGGAGCAGCCAGCGGCGGGCCCCGAGUUUCUCGACGCCGACCGCAUGUUCCAGGGAACGCCAGCUCUGCCCCCGGUGCCCAGGGACGUCAUCAACACCAUGGUCAUUGAGCAGACCUCUUCUCCGAUGGACAUCCCCGGUCAGGUGAGCCAGCUUGAAAGGGUCGUUCUGCGCGCCAAGCUGCUCCUCAGGCAGGAGGAGCAGCUCCUGCAGGAAGCGAGACAGCGCGUGCAUCGCACGUCGCAGCCGCCGAGCCAGGCAGCCAAGCUCAUGGCGCUGGGUGCGACGCGGGACGAGCUCAUUCAUUGGAUUGAGACGGAGCUCGGCAAGGCGUCGCCGGAGGCACAUGGCACGGGCGACGGCUCGUUGGGGGCUAGACUCGGCAAGACGGACCUGGCGGCCAUUCAGGUACAGUUGGCCGAUAUCAAGGAAAAGUACACUCUUUAUGUCUCGGCACGCAAGGUCUUAUUAGAAAUGGCUUCAAGUGAAUCGCAGACGCUUCCACCACCGUCGAGGAUUGUCAAUGCUACGAAGCGAACGAGUUACGCGGCGUCGCCGCUCCCGCCAAUGGAUCAUCUCCUCACGCCAUAUUUGGCCUCACUCGUCGAUGCCUCUGCCAAUCACAAAGCCACGGUGGCAUACCGAACGCAUAUAUCCUCUCUGCUCAAUAAGACUAGCCAAGAAAACAGCCGUCAGCUUGGCAAAGCUGCCGAGGGAAGCGAUCUGCUGUCAACUUUCCCCCAAGGUGAUGCCUCUCGCCACCGAUCAGGUACAAACCCGGCAUCGCAGGCUGGUCUCGUCAGCCAGGCACAACCGUGGGUGGACGCUGCCGACGCUGCCAAGAUGGCAACACUAGAGUCCGUGGCAGAAUCGGUCGAGAACGGACAGAUUGCUCUCGAGGGGCUGAUGAGCACCCUGAAAGAUAUUGGCAAGAUUACCGGAAAGAAUCUUCUGGAUAGCGAGGAGAUUGCGGGCGAGGAAGACAUGUGGCUCGGUGCAGACACACCGAGAGCUAGAAGACAUGUGAGGAAGGGGAGCAGAGCACAGUCACAAAGCUCGACGGAUCCGUGGGCAAAGGUGCGAGGCAACCUGGGUCUGCUGGGCCAAGAGGGACCAUGA
This is a messenger RNA of Beauveria bassiana ARSEF 2860, 1542 nucleotides long. RefSeq lists its product as uncharacterized. The record is from RefSeq and is a predicted model, not a curated record. The transcript has a single exon. Lineage: Eukaryota; Fungi; Ascomycota; Sordariomycetes; Hypocreales; Cordycipitaceae. Bases 1 to 1542 code for a protein of 513 amino acids.